Molecule: messenger RNA, 1503 nt
Organism: Exophiala spinifera
Lineage: Eukaryota; Fungi; Ascomycota; Eurotiomycetes; Chaetothyriales; Herpotrichiellaceae
Exons: 1
Coding region: 1-1503 (500 amino acids)
Biological process (GO): DNA replication-dependent chromatin assembly; CENP-A containing chromatin assembly
Cellular component (GO): nucleoplasm
Molecular function (GO): histone binding
Source: RefSeq, a predicted model, not a curated record
AUGUCUGCCCGUGAGGCUGAGAAAGAGAACGAGAACGCGGCAGUAUCUUCUCCAACUGACGAGGCUUCAACUCUGCCACCUCAGGAGCGACUCGCAGAGCUCACGGCCAAAGCGACCGCCGAAUAUGCCGUUAAACACUUCUCAGAAGCGGCCGAACUGUAUUCGCAGGCAACAGAACUACAGGCUGAACUCAAUGGAGAAAUGGCUCUAGAGAACGCGGAUCUGCUUUAUUCAUAUGGAAAAUGUCUUUUCUUCCUUGGACAACAAACCAGCUCGGUUUUGGGUGGCACCGCGGCGUCGGCACAGCUGUCCCAACCUAAGGGUAGAACAGGCUCCAAGAAGAGAAAACCCACCGCGACCAACAGGACGAAUGGGGAGAGUUCGAAAUUGGCAGCCGUCGCAGAAGAGGACGCGCUCCCUCAUGUAAGUGAUGUUAUUCCAGAACCGGAUGUCAAGACGGCUCUAUCCACCUCGGACAAACCUUUUUUCCAGAUCAGCGGUGAUGAUGAGAACUGGGAUGAAUCAGAUGAAGAGGAAGCGGAUCAGGACCAGGAAGCGGAAGAUGAGGAGGAUGAUGACUUCGCAAUUGCCUACGAAAUGCUGGACCUCGCCCGGGUUCUGUACCUCAAAAAGCUAGACCAGACUCAAGAACAUGUGCUCGAAGAAUCGGAAAAGGGCAAAUAUGUGGCAUCGAUAGACCUCACACCCGAAGUUAGGAAACUCAAGCACAGCGUCGCCGACAUCUAUGAUCUACAAUCAGAAGUCUCUCUCGAGGGCGAGAAAUACUCGACGGCGGUGAUCGACCUCAAGCAUUGUCUCGCAUUGCGGGAAGAAUUGGAACCACCAGAGUCUAGCAUCCUGGCCGAAUGCCACUACAAGCUCAGCCUGGCACUUGAGUUCAGCUCACAGACACAACAACGAGAUGCAGAGGGAAACCCGACGGGCGAGCUCCAGAUCGACUGGGACAUUCGAAACGAGGCUAUUGCACAGCAGGAGAAAGCCAUUGAUUCUUGCAAACUUCGGGUAUCGAAAGAAACAACAGCUUUGGAAGCAUUGGAAGCUGGGCCACAGAAGGACAAGGUCAUGGCCCAAGUCGAAGACGUGCAGGAUAUGAUUGGUGAGAUGGAAGUGCGACUUGCCGAGCUCCGCAAGCCUCCUGUCAAUGUCAAGGAGGAGACGGAUGCGAAGGAACAGCUCUCCGGUAUUCUAGGCAGUAUCAUGGGCAGCGGCGCAACAGAGCAGGAAAAGAAAGAAAAGCUUGCCCAAGUAUCUGAGACGGCAAACGACCUAAGCGGACUCGUGAAGAGAAAGAAGCCCAAGAGCUCGCUGGAAAAUGGGGGAGCGAGUGGUCUAGGAUCUGCCGCGUCCACUCCGGUUGCCACAGCCGACAUCCCUGAUUCAGGACCGAUGAAGAAACGCAAGGUCGAGUUUGUUGACGAGGCUCAAGAUGGACCAAACGACAAGAAGUCGAAAAUGGAGAAUGCUGCCGAUGCAGAACAGUAA